This is a messenger RNA of Hypoxylon fragiforme, 1506 nucleotides long. RefSeq names its product aldehyde dehydrogenase. Lineage: Eukaryota; Fungi; Ascomycota; Sordariomycetes; Xylariales; Hypoxylaceae. The transcript has 8 exons. Gene Ontology annotation, molecular function: succinate-semialdehyde dehydrogenase (NAD+) activity. The coding region runs from base 1 to 1506 and encodes 501 amino acids. The record is from RefSeq and is a predicted model, not a curated record.
AUGGGUGAAUCAAAGCCAUCUAUUGAGCUUAAUUUGAAGCACCCGGAGCUCUUUCGGGAUAAAGCGUACGUUAAUGGAAAAUGGAUCGAGGCAAAGUCCGGCAACAGAUUCGAUAUCAUCGACCCCGGCACCGACCAGCCCUUCGCCACGUGCCCGGACAUGGCCGCUGCGGACGUCGACGACGCCGUGCAGGCCGCGCAAGCCGCCUUCCAAGUGUACCGGACCUUCACGCCGCGGGCGCGCGCCGACCUCCUGGCCAAGUUCGACGCCCUGAUCCGGGCGCACCAGGACGACCUGGCGACGCUCCUCGUCUACGAGACGGGCAAGCCGCUGGCGGAGGCGUACGGCGAGAUCGAGUACGCCGCCUCGUUCACGCGCUGGUUCACCGGCGAGGCCGAGCGCAUCCAGGGGACGACGUUCCCCGCUGCGCUGCCCGGGCGGAGGAUAUUCACGAUCAAGCAGCCCGUUGGCGUCACGGCCGCGCUGGUGCCGUGGAAUUUCCCCAUCGCCAUGGUGUUGAGGAAAGCCGCGGCCGCGCUAGCAGCAGGCUGCACCAUCGUCGCGAAGCCGUCGCCAGAGACCCCUCUCUCGGCGCUGACCCUGGCGUACCUGGCUGAGAAAGCCGGGUACCCCGCCGGCGUCUUCAAUGUACUGCCGACCACGUUAGCCAACACGCCGGCGCUUAGCGAGGCGCUCUGCAAGCACCCGCUGGUGAAGAAGGUGUCGUUCACCGGAUCUACUCGAGUAGGCAAGAUCCUGUCCGCGCACUGCGCAAGCAGCCUGAAGAAGCUCACCCUCGAGCUGGGCGGCAACUGCCCCUUCCUCGUAUUCGACGAUGCGAACCUGGACCAAGCUUGCGCUGCCCUCAUCCCCCUCAAAUUCCGGCACGCAGGCCAAGCCUGCAUCACGUCCAACCGCGUGUACGUGCAGCGGGGCAUCUACGCCGCCUUCGCGUGGAUGCUAGCCUCCCAGACGCGCAGCAUCCGCGUCGGCCACGGGCUCGACAAGGGCACCACAAUGGGGCCCCUCACCGUGCCGCUAGGCGUCGACAAAGUCGCGAGCCAGGUCGAGGACGCGAGACAGCACGGGGCGACGGUGCUGACGGGGGGGAACCGCGUCACGGGCCUGGGCGGCGGGUACUUCUUCGAGCCGACGAUCAUCGCGGACGCGACGCCGGCGAUGCGGCUGGCGUCCGAGGAGACGUUCGGGCCGGUGCUCGCGCUGUUCCCGUUUGGUACGGAGGAGGAGGCUGUCAGGGCGGCGAAUGACACGAGUAUGGGUCUCGCGUCGUACUGCUUCACCAAGAACGUCGACAGGAUGUGGCGCCUGUUCGAGAACCUCGAGGCGGGCAUGAUUGGGAUGAACAGCGGAAAUUCUUCGGCUGCCGAGUCGCCCUUUGGCGGUAUCAAGGACUCUGGGUUCGGCAAGGAGUCCGGCAAAGAUGUCGCUAUCAACGAGUAUCUGAUUACCAAGACCGGAACCCUGACUCUCGAAGGACAAUACUGA